This is a messenger RNA of Strongylus vulgaris, 753 nucleotides long. NCBI's taxonomy places the organism in Eukaryota, Metazoa, Nematoda, Chromadorea, Rhabditida, Strongylidae. The record is from the annotation of a GenBank genome assembly.
AUGUUUCAUAUAAAAGAUACGCUUCCGUUGCGUCCAGGAAUUCAGCCCCAUCCGUUCCAGUUUCGUUAUGGAAUUCCUCGAAACGUGUGCCGCCAGCAGGACGAGGUGCGUCGCCGUCGUCGACCGGCGUCGAUUCGCCAAAGCUAUGAGGUACGUGUAUGUCCCUCCUCCUUCAUUGCAUUCCUCGCUGUUGGCCGAGCCUGCUGCAAGUUCGUGCAGCCGGUCCCGCCGACGUCGUCGCCGCCGCCACCGUCGUUGUGGAGCGAAGCUGGCGUGGAGCCAUCACAUCUGCUCGCUGCACCGAUAUCGAUCUCAAGGAUGGCGCAGCUCAGUCCCGGUCCAUUUCAGCCUCGGCGCGACGUCUGCAACCAGCAUGUGAGGCGUGAAAAAGCAGCGCCGUUCCCUAGAACUGGAAAUCGCGCGCAGCUGAAGAAAUCUCUCUUCCAACGAAAUCUCUCCAUAUCCUUCUACUAUCGCCCUACCAUAACCCUUGCCCAGAAAUUCCAUCUCAUCCGUCGAAUCAUAAAUGGGCUGCGGCGGCACCCGUUCGACGUCCGUUCGAUCUUCUCUCGUAAUAAUGGGCGCGCGCUAGCGGCGCUCUUGUCAGAAGCUAUUUCCGGUACUGGGCGAUUGUUCCUGGUAGAGAGAGAGGAGGGUAAAGUAUCCGAAGGCUUAGAUGAUUUCUUUGGCCGUUGGACAUUAUGGAUUACGGUAGACGUGAGGGCUCGUACUUUUGGUAAACCGAGAAGAUGA